This is a messenger RNA of Medioppia subpectinata, 1002 nucleotides long. The record is from the annotation of a GenBank genome assembly. Lineage: Eukaryota; Metazoa; Arthropoda; Arachnida; Sarcoptiformes; Oppiidae.
GAGAAAUACCUGAUUUUGUUGGUCAGCGCCCUCUUUGUCGUGACCAUCGGUUUCAUACUUACGGCCGGAAUUGUCUCAUAUAAUAAACAAUUGGCUAUAUUUUUACGUUCAGAAAAUUCAACGGAAAACACGGCGACAACCAAAACAUUAAUACAAGCGAUAAUAAAUGCCUCAAACAGUCCAACGUUUAGCUCGAGUACUACCGAUGCGGUCAAUACAAGAAGUACUGAAAGUAUGAUAAUUCCUAAUGAAUCCGAUAUAAAAGCCAAUUCAUCGCAAACCGAAACGAUUGAAACCAAUUCAGUCAUUAAAGACAACACAUUAGAGUCGGCGGGAAGUGAGGCCGUAGUGCAGAGUCCGGACAUUUGUAGGACGAGUGCGUGCGAGAGGGCCGGCAAACUGAUAGAGGCGUCGCUCAACCGGUCGGUCGACCCGUGCGAUGACUUCUAUGCGUUCGCGUGCGGCGGAUGGGAAGCGACGCACACUAUUCCGGCCGAUAAGUCCCGUUACGGCAGCUUUGAUGCGGUCGACGAACAGCUCAAGAAAGAUAUCAAACUAUAUCUGAGCCAAAGUCGCACUCAUAACGACUCAAACGCCGUUAUAUAUGCCUCCGAUCUCUACAAAGCCUGUAUUGAUGAGGAGACAAUUAAUAGCCGCGGAGUUUUGCCACUCCUGACAGCUCUGGACUCAAUCGGCGGAUGGCCUCUAAGCGGACACUUUGGCUCCGAUGUUGACAUUGAUUACGAUUGGAGAAACUCUUUGGCCAAAGUUGUGGCCAAAAUGGGUUUGCCGUCCAUUUUCUCAGUUUCAAUACAACCGGACGCUAACGACACGUUAGUUAAUAGAGUUUAUUUCGAUGCAGCUAGUUUUGGUUUGGGUAGAAACCAAUUGGUCAAUACCAGCGCUUACCCCGAUAUUGUGAACGCAUAUAAACAAUAUAUAACACAAUCGGCGAUAUUAUUGGGCGCUAAAAAUGAAAGUCAAAUCCAAGAAGAUGUCAAU